AUGGCAUCCGCAGAAGCAUUCAAAGAGCUCCCCAGGGACAUUGCUGCAGUCGACAUCAAGGGCAUGACCUAUGUUUUCUUCGUCAACUCGAAUCACCAGCUCUGCUACCUUAAAUCUCCUGGGCUGGGAACCGACGACUAUGAGCCUAUACUCGUCAAGCUCACAGACGGGGAUCUGAAGGUCAAGUGCGGCAGCAGACAAAUCGCCGCAGCCGCUUGGCAGGGAGGAAACGGUACAGAAAUCCGCAUCUACUGCAUUGCUCCUGAAAAGGGUGAAUGUGAGAACAAGGGUUAUAUCCAAGAGGUCUCUUUCGGCUCUAGCACUGGAUGGGAACAUGGCCUUCUUGGCUACAAGGAGGAAGGGAGGCCGUAUGUUGAUAAGGAUGCCUCGCUGACCGCUUGCGUGCAUGCCUGGCCUGACAAGACGGAUAUCAAGGUCUUCGCUUCUGGGAAGGGUGAGAAUGGACGCCCCAAGAUCACUAUGCAUCAGUACAGCUAUGGGCAUAAGAAGUGGCUUCCUAAAGUUAUUAGUAACAAGGUCUCGGACUGGUAA
This is a messenger RNA of Fusarium musae, 552 nucleotides long. RefSeq lists its product as uncharacterized. The coding region runs from base 1 to 552 and encodes 183 amino acids. The record is from RefSeq and is a predicted model, not a curated record. The transcript has 2 exons. NCBI's taxonomy places the organism in Eukaryota, Fungi, Ascomycota, Sordariomycetes, Hypocreales, Nectriaceae.